CGGCCCUUAAACUGAAUCGCUGGAGACUUCCGGGCUUGGGCCACUGCGGUAGUGCGGUUGUAGGACUUGCCAGUGCACACGGCCUCUUCUGCCUCGCCAGCGGAACAGGGGCUCAGGCCUCAUUCACUUCGCUCCUUCAGUUAACAGCAGAGACAUCGACAAAUGCUUGUUGAAUAAAGAGAAAUAAAGAGCUUGGGAAGGAGCGAAACCUUUUUGACCUCUUUCAGUUGUUCCCGCCUACUCCAUCUUCUUCCAGGUCAGGGGGUGUGCCUCAGAGAAAGAAGGAAAAGAAUUUUGCGGGCUGUCACACACUUCGGAUGUUUAGCUGGGCCUUUGAAUCUUCCUAGAGUCCAUACUCACGCCAGGAUCUCUUCUUUUGGAAAUCAUCAUUUGGCCUGUGGCUUCACUACCUCCACAUUAUUCAUUUUUUUUUUUUUUUUUGCGGAACUUGUGGAAACUGAAAAGAGGGUUAAUUGGACUGUAGUCCUAUAAAACAUCAAAGCUCAAAUCCUCCCGAAGGAGAGUAAUUUUCUGCUCCUUUGUAGGAGACUUCCCAAAGCAAUAAUUUUGAUCCCAACACCACAGCCUCAGUUGAUCCUUCAUUUAACAAUUCUAACAGUCAUGGAGAAGCGCCUGCAGGAGGCUCAGCUAUUCAAGGAGGAAGGGAACCAACGCUACCGGGAAGGGAAGUACCGAGAUGCUGUGAGUAGGUACCACCGAGCUCUUCUUCAGCUGCGGGGCUUGGACCCAAGUCUGCCUUCCCCGAUACCCAGUCUAGGACCUGAGGGCCCAGCUCUCACGCCGGAGCAAGAAAACAUACUGCACACCACUCAGACAGACUGCUAUAACAACCUAGCUGCCUGUCUCCUCCAGAUGGAGCCAGUGAACUAUGAGCGAGUGAGGGAAUACAGUCAGAAAGUCCUAGAACGACAACCUGAUAAUGCCAAGGCCUUGUAUCGGGCUGGAGUAGCCUUCUUCCAUCUGCAGGACUAUGACCAGGCUCGGCACUACCUGCUGGCUGCUGUCAAUAAGCAACCUAAAGAUGCCAAUGUCCGGCGAUACCUCCAGUUGACACAAUCAGAACUCAGCAGCUACCACAGGAAAGAGAAGCAGCUAUAUCUGGGCAUGUUUGGUUAAUGAAGAAAAAAGAUGCUUCUCUACUUGAGCUCAAGUGGACCACUAAAGACCCGUCAAGAGAGACCUGAACCUCAACAAGAGAGAUUCACCCUUUACUUCUGACCCAGGUGGAUUUCUAUUUUCCUGUUCUGCACAAGCUCUUUGCUACUUAGGCCAUGUGGCUGGCAAUCCAUAUUAUUUGCCUUGAGAAAUCGACUAGAAAGCAUUCAUCCACUGUGGAUGCAAUCAACUAUAUUUGUGAUGUAGAUAAAAUGAGAUGAUAUUAGAUGUGUUCAGAUACAGAGGAGAAGGCCAGUGAAGGAUAAAAUAGUAAGGACAGGCAGAAAGGAAUCUUUUACUGUUUCCUCAGAUGCCUUUGUUUUUCUCAGUGGGAAAUAUAUAUAAUUUGUGAGACUAGAUAAAUAUAAAUUGAGCCCAAGUAUAUGUACAUUUACAUUAAAGAUUUGAAAUUAAUCAUUUUGGGGCUAGGAUGUAGCUCAGUGGUAGAGCCUGGCAUGUACAAGGUCCUGGGUUUGAUUCCCCAGUGUUGCAAAAAUAAACUAAACAACAACCAAAUCCAACUUUUAUUUAAAUUAAUCUCUUUUGUUUGUUUGUUUGUUGUCAAGAUAUGGUUUCUCUGUGUAGCCUUGGCUCUCCUGGAACUAUCUCUGUGGACCAGGCUGGACCCAAACUCACAAAACUCCCCUGCCUCUGCCUCGCAAAUGCUGGAAUUAAAGGUGUGCACCACGACUGCCUGGCUCUUUAAUUUUUUUUCUCCCAGUAAUUUCUAGUCCUUGAUAUUGCUUAUAUUCAGAUCAUUAACACAGUAUAACUUAUUAAUUUGUCUUUAUUCUGUUUUAAAGCUUCUGAAGUAAAUGCUUGGAAUACAUGAAACCCUGUUUUUUAAAAACAAUGUUUCUGGGAGUCAAGCACGUAAAUAGUUAAGUAUCUAAUAACUCUCUGUCCUCAUGCCGAAAAGGAACCCACGUGCUAGUGAGCUUUUUAUGGGUCUGUAUGUAGUGUGGGGCUGGAGUUUGAACCUAUCUUGCACAUGCUAGGCAAGCACCCUAUCAUUGAGCUACAUAGUCAGCCUCAAAGUGGUUUUGUUUCUUUUUGUAUUUUGGACAAGGUUUCUCUGUGUAGCCCUGCCUGUCCAUGUUUUAAUUUUUAAUAGGUGCAUUUCUAAAGUGUGUUCAUUUUUCUCAGAAACAUUAGUGUCUUCUUGAAAGAGUAUCAUAAUAAAGCAUGACAGAACCCAAGUCUCCUCUUCAUCUGUCGCUCUUAUUUUGUAAGAGCUCAGGACCUCUCAGAGAAAAGAAACCACAAGGAAAGACAGUUAUUGCUUAGUCUUGGAAUUCUGAUAGGACCUGGGAAGCUGCUGUGCUCAUGGGUGCAGGGUGCAGAUCUAGUGCAGCCCUGCCUCUGUGGCGUCCAUCAGCCAAUGGCUGCUCUGUCAUUCUGUUUGCUCUGUGGAUUGCGUCUGUAUCAUGGGUGCCAGUUAGUAGCUAAGACCAUGUAGUAGGUCUCUGCCAUUAAAAGCGGAGACAAUAAGCAUGUGGUAUUCAUUAAACAAAUAUGAUUCUUGGGGUGGGGUCAGUCUACUUUAUUAAUAACACCCCAAACUCUCCCAAUGCACUACUCUUCUUUGGUCCUCCCUAUAGUUUAAAUAAUACAUGCAUCAAAGUACAGCAAAAGGCUUACUACCAAAUAAUCUAAAAAAUCCAAGGCAAGAACUAAGUAAAGUAGAAUAUUUUCUUUAUUUAACUUCUUAAACUGUUAAACCUAGCAUUUGCCUGUCAUCUCAGCACUCAGGCUGAGGCAGGAGGAUUGCUAUGAGGCUAUAUACUGAAUUUCAGACUAGAUUGGGUUCCCUAACAAGAUCAUGUCUUUUUGUUUUGUUUUGUUUUUUGAGACAGGGUUUCUAUGUGGCUGUGGAGCCUAUCCUGGAACUAGCUCUUGUAGACCAGGCUGGCCUCAAACUCACAGAGAUCCGCCUGCCUCUGCCUCCUGAGUACUGGGAUUAAAGGCGUGUGCCACCACAGCCUGGCCAAGAUUAUGUCUUAAAAACUCAAAAUAGACGGAAAAAAUUCCUAUAUUGGUUUGGCAAAAUUUUGUCAUGGCGAAUCCUGUCACAUUUGGUUGGCCAGAGGGCCUUAUCUUUGAAGUUUUCUCUGAGUAAAUUUCCAUGUAAAAAUCUUAACACUACCCCUCAAUUAUAAAUAUCCACUUGUCUUUUUGGAGUCAGUUAGGUCCAAUCUGUGUCUAAAAGUUAAUUUUAAAAUCUUUAUCAUCUUGCAUGUUUCACUUUUUGUUUCGUUUUUCAAAACAGUGUUUCUCUACAUAGUGCUGACUAUCCUAGAACUCACCUGUAGACCAGGCUGCCCUUGAACUCCCAGAGAUCCACCCGCCUCUGUCCCCAAGUGCUUUAAUCCUGGCACACGUUUCACUCCUUUGGAGCUGGUUUUACUUCUUGGUUGUUCUGCAAAAAUUAGAUAUUCAAGGAAGCUGUCUACUACAUUUUGAGGAAAAAUAAAACUGAUAUUCACAAA
Alexandromys fortis (reed vole) is the source of this 3665-nucleotide messenger RNA. It is a transcript of the gene Ttc9c, whose product is annotated as tetratricopeptide repeat domain 9C. Lineage: Eukaryota; Metazoa; Chordata; Mammalia; Rodentia; Cricetidae. The transcript has 3 exons. Gene Ontology annotation, molecular function: protein binding. The record is from RefSeq and is a predicted model, not a curated record. The coding region runs from base 622 to 1137 and encodes 171 amino acids.